Molecule: messenger RNA, 489 nt
Organism: Ostertagia ostertagi
Lineage: Eukaryota; Metazoa; Nematoda; Chromadorea; Rhabditida; Trichostrongylidae
Source: the annotation of a GenBank genome assembly
CGUUUAACGGCAAAUCGCUGCUCAACAAAGGUCUAUGCCAUUCGUCCCGGGUUUGUUGGAGGAACUGAGCUGGGUCGUGAAACUCACUGGCUUCUGCGAUCAUUGGCAGCACCAGUCAUCUGGAUGGUUUCGAAAAAUUUGGAUCAGGGCAUAGAGUCCAUCGUACACUGUGCUGUGACGCCUAAUGAUGAGAUGACAUCGGGCGCUUUCUAUCAUAAUUGCCAAGAAGAGGAUUAUGGGCCUAUGGAGAACGCUGCGGAUAUGUGGAAGAUGUUCAGAAGGAUGGAAGAGCUGAUACUCAUAAGAUGUCAUACGCUGACGGAAGAUGACAGACGACAGGCCGAAGAGGCAAGGAAGUUGACUCAGCCUGGAGUGGCUCACCGUUUCGCUACGGCACGCUUCUGCGACAUGGUCGUUGUCGCCGGUGAGGCUGCGUUGAUCAACAGGCAUUAUCAGUUUCUAAAAAUCGUGGGAAACAGUAGGGAUCCG